Messenger RNA from Trypanosoma theileri, 291 nucleotides. Its product is annotated as calpain family cysteine protease-like protein. The record is from RefSeq and is a predicted model, not a curated record. Gene Ontology annotation, molecular function: calcium-dependent cysteine-type endopeptidase activity. Lineage: Eukaryota; Euglenozoa; Kinetoplastea; Trypanosomatida; Trypanosomatidae. The annotation marks the transcript as partial. The transcript has a single exon. Gene Ontology annotation, biological process: proteolysis.
UUGGAGAAGGCAUACGCUAAGGCCUAUGGAUCAUAUGCUGCCAUUUCUGGUGGAUCUCCCACAUACGCAUUACAGGAUCUUACUGGGUCUCCAUCGUUUUAUUUUAAAAAAUUGUGGAAUGAUGCGUUGAAGAGCUCUGAUUCUGCGGAUAAAUUCUUUAAAUUAUUGCAUCAAUGGAGACAUCAAAAAUACCUUAUCACUGUAGAUACACCUUCAGAAGAUGUGCGCAGCUAUUCUUCACGUCGCAGGAUGAGUAAUAUUGAAGCGGAUGAGGUGGAGAGACUGUACAAG